AAGUUCAAAGCUGAGCGCGACGGUCGCCCGAAAAAAAGAGCGGGUCGCGACUUGGAAUACGAUCUCAAUUUGCCGCAGUACGAUUCUCGAUCCCCUUUCUUCCCGGCCUGUUUUUUCUCAAAGUGCGCGCCUACGAUUUGAAUCAAGAAUGAUAGCUGUCCGCCAAUUGCCGUUAUCAAAUUAGCUGAGAGAAAAUUUUUCCUCGGACCCGGCAAAGUGACAAUUAUUGCCAUUCGUAGACAAAACGUGACACGAAAAGCUGUGAUUUCAGUAACUGUAAAUCAAGUAUACUCUCGUAUAUGGUGCGAAAUGCUACAAAAAUAAUAGAUAAUAAGUGGCCCAGAUCAAUCGGAUACCGUUGAGACCGCUCCAAAAAGCUCCCGAACUACCCAACGACCAUUGUCACCCGAACGCUAGUCCGUUAUGCGAUCGAGAUUCAGGUUUUAAUUGUGGGCAUUGAUGCGAAGGCACCAAGCCCAGUGAAAAUUAGUCUACAGAAUAUAUAAACGAAAAUAAAAAUACAGAAGAAAGAAAACAAAAGUCAUGUAUGCAGCGAAAAACGUACGCCCGCGCAGCAGUCUCUCCACAGACGAUAACCACCGGAUCAAGGACACCAACCGGCCACACAAGGCUCCCAGCAACACGAUCCUUACCCUCGCCGCCUUCUGCGUCUUCCUGCUCGUCCUCUGCGGCUUCCUGCUGGGAGCCCUCGUCUACGUGGGCAAGAAUAUAGCCGAGGAGCAUCAGAGACAGCAGCAUUCGAAUGCCUCCCAGUGGGCCUUGAACUCCACCAUCCGCACUGUUUACGUGGACAGGGACCAGUUGCUCUCCACAAAGCCCAUUCUCAGUGUACUCUCAGAUAAUCGCGUACAUACCACCCAAGUGCCCGCCAGCCGAAAAUCGAAUAUUAUGGCCACCUUGGCGCCUUCCAUUAAAGCUGCUAGUAAGGUGCUCCAAAAUCUGGGAUUCCGACUGCCCAAGCAAAUAAAGCCGAGCAAGUAUAGCCUCCACUUGCGCCCCGAUCUCGACCGGAAAAACUAUUCCGGCAACAUAAGCAUCAAUCUGCAAGUUCUGGAACCCAUCGCCUUCAUCCCAGUCCAUGUAAAGCAGCUGAAUGUGAGCACCGUUGAGGUUAAGCACUUGGACGAGUCCGGUGCUCCACUAAAGGACAUCACUCCAUCGCUUACUUUCGCCCAUCCGGAGUUCGAGUACUGGGUCACCGAGUUUGAGCAACCCUUGGAGACUGGCAACUACUCAUUGCUACUCAACUUCAAUGGAUCGCUUGUGGAUCGGAUUACUGGAAUGUAUCAGAGCUCCUACUGGGAAAAGCUGAAGAACCGCUCCAGACCUAUCGUAUCCACCAAAUUCGAGCCCACCUACGCCCGCCAAGCCUUCCCCUGCUUUGAUGAACCGGCUCUGAAGGCCCAGUUCACCAUCACAGUGGCUCGUCCCAGUGGUGAUGAAUACCAUGUCUUGUCUAACAUGCCUGUUGCCAGCGAAGUCAUCGAUGGAGAUCUGACUGAGGUGACAUUCGCGGAGACUGUACCCAUGAGCACUUACCUUGCCGCCUUUGUGGUGUCUGAUUUUGCGUUCAAAGAAACUACCGUGGAGGGAACCAGCAUCGCACUUAGGGUCUUUGCACCGCCAGCGCAAGUGGAGAAAACUCAGUAUGCCUUGGACACUGGAGCUGGAGUAACUGCCUACUACAUCGACUACUUCAACGUUUCGUAUGUUCUGCCAAAAUUGGAUAUGGUUGCUAUACCCGAUUUUGUAUCUGGAGCAAUGGAGAAUUGGGGUUUGGUCACCUUCAGGGAGACUGCCCUUCUCUACGAUGACGCCACUAGUUCCAGCGUGAAUAAGCAACGUGUGGCCGUCGUGGUGGCGCAUGAGCUGGCGCAUCAGUGGUUCGGCAAUCUGGUGACUAUGAACUGGUGGAGCGAUCUGUGGUUGAAUGAGGGAUUCGCCUCAUUCAUUGAGUACAAGGGAGUGAAACAAAUGCAUCCGGAAUGGGAUAUGGACAAUCAGUUUGUUAUUGAGGAACUGCAUCCAGUGCUGACCAUUGAUGCUACUUUGGCCUCCCAUCCAAUUGUCAAGUCCAUUGAGAGUCCUGCCGAGAUCACGGAGUAUUUUGAUACGAUAACGUAUUCUAAAGGGGCUGCCUUGGUUCGCAUGCUGGAAAAUCUAGUCAGUGAAGAGAAGCUGAGAAACGCCACCACACGCUAUCUGGUCCGCCAUAUCUACAGCACAGCCACCACUGAAGAUUACCUCACUGCCGUCGAGGAGGAGGAGGGCCUCGACUUUGAUGUGAAACUGAUUAUGCAGACCUGGACGGAGCAAAUGGGUCUUCCUGUUGUGGAGGUAGAGAAAACUGGUAACACUGUCAAGCUCACUCAGAAGCGAUUCCUUGCCAACGAAGAUGACUACGCAGCUGAAGCUGAAGCAUCAUCGUUUAACUACCGUUGGUCAAUUCCCAUCACCUACACCAGCAGCGUCAGCAGCGAAGUCCAGUCCUUUAUCUUCAACCACAACGACAAUGAAGCCACUUUUGAACUCGCUGGAACUGCCAGUUGGUUCAAGAUUAACACGGAUCAGGUGGGCUACUACCGUGUUAACUACGCUGCCGAGCAGUGGGCAGAACUUACUACUGCUCUGAAGAACGACCGGACAACCUUCAGUACCGCCGAUCGCGCUCACUUGCUGAACGAUGCCAAUACCCUGGCCGCUGCCGGACAGCUGAGCUACUCCGUGGCUUUGGAAUUGAGCACUUACCUGGAAAGCGAGAAGGAUUACGUGCCCUGGAGUGUAGGUACCUCCUCCCUGGCUACGUUAAGGAAUCGUGUAUACUACACGGAUUUGUAUAGCAACUUCACCACCUACGCACUGAAACUGCUUACGCCAAUUGUGGAGAGUGUAACCUUUACCGUGGGCACUGAUCACCUGGAAAACCGCCUUCGCAUCAAGGUGCUGAGUUCAGCCUGCAGCUUGGGACACGAGAGCUCUUUGCAGCAGGCUGUUACUCUAUUCAACCAAUGGCUGGCUAGUCCGGAGACUCGUCCAAAUCCAGAUAUUCGUGACGUGGUCUACUACUAUGGUCUGCAGAAGGUGAACACAGAGAAUGCCUGGGAUCAAGUAUGGAAAUUGUACCUAGAGGAGAGCGAUGCCCAGGAGAAGGCGAAGCUGAUGCAAACCUUGUGCGCCGUACAAGUGCCGUGGAUACUUCAGCGAUACAUCAACUGGGCCUGGGACGAGACCAAGGUGCGCCGGCAGGACUACUUCACCCUGCUAGGAUACAUCUCAACCAAUCCCGUGGGUCAGAGCCUGGUGUGGGACUACGUGCGUGAGAACUGGGAAAAGCUGGUUGAGCGUUUCGGCAUCAAUGAGCGCACUUUGGGUAGAUUGAUUCCCACCAUUACAGCCCGGUUCUCCACGGAAACAAAACUGGAAGAGAUGCAACAGUUCUUUGCCAAAUAUCCCGAUGCUGGAGCCGGAACUACGGCCCGUCAACAGGCAUUGGAAACAGUGAAGGCCAACAUCAAGUGGCUAGCGGUUAACCAGGCCCAGGUGGGCGAAUGGUUGGCCAACUACGCCCAACAGUCCAGCGUCACCAAUCGCAUUCAAUGAGUCGCCAACUCGGCCAUUUGAACCCUGUAAAAUAUCAAUAAUGUAAAAACUACCAAUGGAAUUGAACAUAGUCUUAGAUAACUAGUGCAGCAAUUGCAUUUCAAAUGUGAACGAAGAAUUGUGAAUGCUUAUGAUAUUUUUGAAGAAAAUACAAGUCAAAAAAUUUA
Messenger RNA from Drosophila eugracilis, 3788 nucleotides. Its product is annotated as glutamyl aminopeptidase. Gene Ontology annotation, cellular component: cytoplasm. The coding region runs from base 544 to 3621 and encodes 1025 amino acids. Gene Ontology annotation, molecular function: zinc ion binding; metalloaminopeptidase activity; peptide binding. NCBI's taxonomy places the organism in Eukaryota, Metazoa, Arthropoda, Insecta, Diptera, Drosophilidae. The transcript has 7 exons. Gene Ontology annotation, biological process: proteolysis; peptide catabolic process. The record is from RefSeq and is a predicted model, not a curated record.